Messenger RNA from Herpailurus yagouaroundi (jaguarundi), 962 nucleotides. It is a transcript of the gene OLIG1, whose product is annotated as oligodendrocyte transcription factor 1. Bases 120 to 962 code for a protein of 280 amino acids. Gene Ontology annotation, biological process: positive regulation of transcription by RNA polymerase II; sensory organ development; axon development. The transcript has 3 exons. Lineage: Eukaryota; Metazoa; Chordata; Mammalia; Carnivora; Felidae. The record is from RefSeq and is a predicted model, not a curated record. Gene Ontology annotation, molecular function: protein dimerization activity; DNA-binding transcription factor activity, RNA polymerase II-specific; E-box binding. Gene Ontology annotation, cellular component: nucleus.
GGCCCGCAGCCCCGCCAUCGACUCCCCGCGCGCAGGCCCGCGGGGAGGGGCGGCCUGCCGCAGGGCCCACCCCGGGGCGUUACUGAAGGGCGCCCUCGGCCGCCCCCACCGCCCCCCAGAUGUACUAUGCGCUUUCCCAGGCGCGCGUGAACGCGGCCCCCGCGACCAUGCUGCGGCCACAGCGGCCCGGAGACGUGCAGCUCGGGGCCUCCCUGUACGAGCUGGUGGGCUACCGGCAGCCGCCUUCCUCCUCCUCCUCCUCCUCCUCUUCCACGUCCUCCUCCUCCACGACGGCCCCCGUCCUCCCCAAGGCGGCGCGCGAGAAGCCGGAGGCGCCGGCCGAGCAGCUGGGUAGCGGAACGGGGCCCGGCGCGCACGCGGGCGGCGGCUCCCGGGCGGACGCCAAAGAGGAGCAGCAACAGCAGCUGCGGCGCAAGAUCAACAGCCGCGAGCGGAAGCGCAUGCAGGACCUGAACCUGGCCAUGGACGCGCUGCGCGAGGUCAUCCUGCCCUACUCGGCGGCGCACUGCCAGGGCGCGCCUGGCCGCAAGCUUUCCAAGAUCGCCACGCUGCUGCUCGCCCGCAACUAUAUCCUGCUGCUGGGUAGCUCGCUGCAGGAGCUGCGCCGCGCGCUGGGCGAGGGCGCCGGGCCCGCGGCGCCGCGCCUGCUCUGUCAAUCCAAAAGCCUGUUCGCUGUUCCCUUUCAGUGUGGAGAAAUGCUGAUGUUCUGGGGCUUCCACAGCAAGAAGGCAGCCAGCUGGCUUCGCCUGCUUACAGCCGAGAUGAGACCCCCCCAGCUCCAUCCCGGGAGCGUAGACGCUGCAUGCGGUUCUAGAGCUUCUGCCAUGGCUGUGCCCCGAGAGCCGGAUGUCUCCGCUGACCUCCCAACCAGAGGCGCCCUGUGCACAUUCAGCUUCCUGGUGUCUGCCAGCCCCAAACCAAAGCCCGAGUGGGACAUCUGA